This is a messenger RNA of Ictalurus furcatus (blue catfish), 1690 nucleotides long. It is a transcript of the gene higd2a, whose product is annotated as HIG1 hypoxia inducible domain family, member 2A. The record is from RefSeq and is a predicted model, not a curated record. Bases 45 to 398 code for a protein of 117 amino acids. Gene Ontology annotation, biological process: mitochondrial respirasome assembly. Gene Ontology annotation, cellular component: mitochondrion. The transcript is spliced from 2 exons. NCBI's taxonomy places the organism in Eukaryota, Metazoa, Chordata, Actinopteri, Siluriformes, Ictaluridae.
UUCACACAUGCGCAGGGUCUCGUGCUGUGUGUAGAUGGUCCAUCAUGGCGGCUGCGUCCAGUCGGGUAGAACAAGCUUCAGCGGUUAAAACAGCGCCGCCGAUAGCCGCUGGUUUCGACCUGUCAGACCCGCCGGUCAUCGACGGCUUCACUCCUCUCUCCCGGCCCAGAGAAGAGGGGUUUAAAGACAAAUUCAUACGGAAAACCAAAGAAAACCCGUUUGUUCCUAUCGGUUGCUUGGGCACUGCAGGAGCGCUGAUCUACGGCCUCCGAGCCUUCAAACAGGGGAAGACGCGCCAGUCCCAGUUGCUCAUGCGCACUCGCAUCUUUGCCCAAGGAUUCACCGUCGUGGCCAUUAUAGUGGGUGUCGCUGCAGCGGCACUAAAACCCAGACAGUGAAACGAGGGUUCAGACAUCAAACCUAGACGCACCUUUUCCUCACGGCUCAUGUGAGCGACUGCAACUAACAGAUUUAAUUUUUAAAAAGUGUGUUUUGGUCAUCUUCGGAUGAAGCCUUAUAUUGGCAAGCAAUAGGAGUGCGGGGAACCCUACCGCAGUUAGGCGUGUUAGUUCAUUUUUCCCUCUUUCUCUACAUUGUUUUACAACUAUAUCUAUUUUUCCAUUUAAGUUUUCUUGUAGUAUCUUGUAAUAGAAAGUGUCAAACAUGGGUAAAUGAACAGGCCAAAAAUAAAAUGUUUCUGUGAUUGUUGGCUGAAGAUUACUUCUUGAGUUUUGCACUGGAGAUGCGACAGAAACCUUUAGUUCACACUAGCUGGCACACAAAGCAACAUCAACAAAAAGCAACUUUUGAAUCGAGAUUUUCUUAAUGCUAUGCAAAUUUAGUAUGAUCCAAAUGCUUGGUUCAAAUGAUUCCUUGGACCAAUCCACUGGCACGUGCAGUCUGGCGCACAGAUAUGGAAGAACAAGUCGAACCUGACAGGGAUGUACCUCCACCACCAAGUCUAGUCCUUCUUGUUACUAAUUUGUAUGCCAGAACUACCAUUUAAAAUGCACUUCAAAUGUUAAGGAAGCUAUGGAAGAGAAACUAUUUCAGACAUUUGACCGUGACCCUGUUUGGAUCAAUUCCAAAAUCUAAGCAGUUCAUCUGCUGGUUUCAAUGAUGAUGAUUACAAAUAAAUCCUAUAAAAACAUUCAACCAUUUUGUUCUUGUGGUGAUAUGCUAAAGAGAAUCUCGAACCCCAGACAAAUGGACAGACGGAAGGCAUAAAUUGUAGGCUUUUUUUUUUUGUAAUGACAACGAAAACAUAGUCCAGCAACUGUCAGAACGGCAAGGCCAAUUCAUUUGUUUGUGCUGAACACCAAAGACAUGGAUUUGAGAUCAAAAGAUGAAUAUGAAAUAAGAGUUUAGGAUUUCAGCUUUUAUUUCCUGGUAUAUAGAGGUGUUAAACAACAUAGAACCUUUUGUAUCAGACCAUCCAAUUUUUAUGGGAGCAAAAGUAUUGGAACAUAACGGUAUUUAUGUAAAUUAAAGACUUGUUCCAUGUCAGCUUGUUAGUACACCAGUGGUUUCUUUCUUUUUCAGGACAUCCUAAAUUGUUGUAUCGGCUAUGCCCAGUGCUUGUGUAAUGGCUCGGAUUGACUUUUCCCUCUUUUCUCAGCUUUAAAAUGGCUUGCUUUUCUCCCAUAGACAGCUCUCUGGUCUUCAGUUUGCUUUAUCCAUUUUAACAACA